Molecule: messenger RNA, 846 nt
Organism: Hemicordylus capensis (graceful crag lizard)
Lineage: Eukaryota; Metazoa; Chordata; Lepidosauria; Squamata; Cordylidae
Gene: RPL6
Product: ribosomal protein L6
Exons: 7
Coding region: 24-806 (260 amino acids)
Biological process (GO): translation
Cellular component (GO): ribosome
Molecular function (GO): structural constituent of ribosome
Source: RefSeq, a predicted model, not a curated record
GCUUCGGAGGAGCACCGGACAAUAUGGCGGACGAGAAGAAGAAAGCGAAGCGAGUUCGGAAGGUCCAUACUAGCCGCAACCCGGUGUUGGCCCGGGGAAUCGGGAAAUAUUCCCGGUCAGCGAUGUAUGCCAGGAAGGCCAUGUACAAGCGCAAAUACAAAGCUCCGGAAACAAAGAUAGAGAAGAAGAAGAAAGAGAAAGAGCCUGCCACUGUGACGAAACCAGUUGGGGGUGAUAAGAAUGGAGGCAACCGGGUGGUCAAACUUCGUAAAAUGCCUAGGUAUUACCCAACAGAAGAUGUUCCACGCAAACUCCUGAGUCACGGCAAGAAGAAUUUUGCCCUACACAAGAGGAAGCUGCGGUCUUCAAUCACCCCGGGUACUGUUGUGAUCCUGCUCACUGGCCGACACCGAGGCAAGCGCGUGGUCUUCCUGAAGCAGCUGGGAAGCGGUCUGUUACUUGUUACAGGGCCCCUGGCCAUCAACCGCGUUCCUCUGCGCAGGGCUCACCAGAAAUUUGUCGUUGCCACGUCUACCAAGGUUGACAUAUCUGGAGUGAAACUUCCAAAGCACCUCAAUGACUUGUACUUCAAGAAGAAGAAGCUGCGUAAACCCAAACACCAAGAGGGUGAAAUCUUUGACACCGAGAAGGAGAAAUACGAGAUAACGGAGAGGCGCAAGGCGGACCAGAAGACUGUGGACUCUCAGCUCCUGCCAGUCAUCAAGAAGGUGCCUCAGCUCCGUGGCUACCUGCGCUCAACGUUUUCCCUUUCCAACGGAGUUUAUCCUCAUAAAUUGGUCUUCUAAAUAAUCUGGUGGUACCACAGUAAAGUUUGAGACAAAAACA